AUGAAAACAUUAGCAUGGAACUGUCGCGGGCUUGGGAACCGGCGCACAGUUCGAGCUCUGAAAGAGCUUUGUACAGUUCAAGAUCCCACAUGUCUUUUCUUGAUGGAAACAAAGAGAAAGGAUCAUGAAAUGAAUCGAAUGCGUGGCUCAACGGGCUUGCAAAAUAUUAUUUCUGUUAGUUGUGCAGGUAAUGGGAACAGGAGGGCUGGUGGUUUGGCUUUGUUAUGGAAAAAUGAGGUGGAUGUUGCUUUGUUAUCUACUUCUUCUAAUCACAUAGAUUGUCUUGUCUCUAUGGAGGAUGGAUCCUUGUCUUACCGUGCUACUGGUAUAUACGGAUUCCCUGAGCAGCAUAGGAAGCACCUCACUUGUGAAUUAAUCAAUACCUUAGCUGGACUUCAUCCUCAACCAGCUUGGAUGGUAUUUGGUGACUUCAACUUAAUCCUACGGGAGGAGGAGAAGUAUGGAGGUGCUUUGCCAAACUUAAACUUCAUAGCGUUGUUUCAAGAGGCCCUUCACAGGAGCAAUUUGAGUGAUAUGGGAUUUGAAGGAAAUAAAUAUACAUGGAGGAAUAAUCAAGAUGGUGCUGAUUUAAUCAUGGCAAGACUGGAUAGAUGCCUUGUGUCUCCUACUUGGCUUGAUAUUUUUCCGCAUGCAAAGAAUGUCCAUCUCUCCCACUUUGCUUCGGACCAUCUUCCUAUUCUAAUUGAUACGAAACCCCGGCAGCGUGGAAGGGGUGGGAAUGGUCGUGUUAUCAGGUUUGAGGAAUGCUGGCUUAGGGAUAAGGAAUGCCCAGAUGUGCUUGCUGGGCUAUGGAAUGAAGGGGGUGCUGACCCCUACACGAGAGCAACUUCUUGUUUGGUGGGAUUAAAGCGUUGGGCAAAGCACCGAUUUGGAAAUGUUCCAGCGGAAAUAAAAGCCACAAAGGAGGAGCUGAAUGGUUUACAAGAAGGAAUCCAUGAGGAAGGUGUGCUGGCAACUAUUAAAAAUUUGGAGGAUCAUUUGGAUGAUUUAUUAGAGAGUGAGGAGAUUUGGUGGUCUCAAAGGUCAAGAGCAAUGUGGCUACAACAUGGGGAUAAAAAUUCCAAAUUUUUCCACCAAAAAGCCACACAGCGGAAGGAACGGAAUUGGGUAGAUUCAAUUCAGGAUGAUGCUAGUAUUUGCUAUGAAAAGGAAGAAGAGAUAGCUCUAGUUAUGACAUAA
Molecule: messenger RNA, 1200 nt
Organism: Lotus japonicus
Lineage: Eukaryota; Viridiplantae; Streptophyta; Magnoliopsida; Fabales; Fabaceae
Exons: 1
Coding region: 1-1200 (399 amino acids)
Molecular function (GO): catalytic activity
Source: RefSeq, a predicted model, not a curated record